AUGUCUUCAAACAGGGCAUUUCUCGAUACGGAAGAUGUUUCUACUCAUUUCGUGUUCACUGUUAAACCAUAUUGCCUUACAAAUGGUUACUUUCGCCUUCCUAAAAAAUUUGCACUGGCAAAUGGUUUCGUGAAGACAUGUGAUUUGAUUAUACGAGAUGAAAGACAAAGGUCGUGGAAUUUAAGGCUAGCUGCCUAUGGUUCUGAGAUCUAUAUAGUAGGUGGAUGGAAGGAAUUCCGUGAUGCAAAUUGCUUAAAAGUGGGAGAUCGUAGAAUGUUUGAAGUUGUUACUGACGGAGAAAAACCUGUAUGGAAAUUUCAUGAUAAACCUAGCCCCAACAUCAAGUCAUCAAACAAGUCAUUUCUCUAUGGUGAAGCAGUUAGUCCGAAGCCAUUUGGUUAUUCUCGUUUUGUAUGCACUGUUAGACCUUAUUGCCUUUCAAAUGAUUUCUUGCGCAUUCCUAAAAAAUUUGCUCAUGCAAAUGAUCUCAUCAACAAGAAACGUGAUUUGAUUGUUAGAGAUGAAAGGCAAAGGUCGUGGGAUUUAAGGUUAUGUUAUUUUGGAACUUGUGUAUGUAUUAAAGGCGGAUGGCAUGAAUUUCGUGAUUCAAAUUGCUUAAAGGAAGGAGAUCGCAUAAUGUUUGAUGUUGUUACCAACGGAGAGAAACCAAUAUGGCAAUUUCAUGGCACAAAAAAUCUGGAGAUAAUGCAAGCAUCAUUCAAGGGAUUGGUUGAUCAAUGA
Solanum verrucosum is the source of this 741-nucleotide messenger RNA. Its product is annotated as B3 domain-containing protein REM14-like. The record is from RefSeq and is a predicted model, not a curated record. The transcript has 5 exons. Bases 1 to 741 code for a protein of 246 amino acids. NCBI's taxonomy places the organism in Eukaryota, Viridiplantae, Streptophyta, Magnoliopsida, Solanales, Solanaceae. Gene Ontology annotation, molecular function: DNA binding.